Molecule: messenger RNA, 6976 nt
Organism: Oryzias melastigma (Indian medaka)
Lineage: Eukaryota; Metazoa; Chordata; Actinopteri; Beloniformes; Adrianichthyidae
Gene: znf618
Product: zinc finger protein 618
Exons: 13
Coding region: 579-3320 (913 amino acids)
Molecular function (GO): protein dimerization activity
Source: RefSeq, a predicted model, not a curated record
AUCGAGUAGUCGUUUAUGCACAAAACUGAAAGAAAUAAUAUUACAUUUGAAACUAUUAACAAUGUUCUAUUAAGAAAUAUGGAAAAUGUUCGUCUGCACAAUUUUGUUUCUAUCACUCCGUGUGCCUUUAUAGCUGGCCAACACUUUAUUUUCUGUCUUCUUCUGAUACUUUUUCCCUUUUUUUCUCUUUUCUUCUAUUUUUUCCCCUUUCCUUUUUUCAUGCGGGUUAAUAAACAGGCCGGCGCUGCAAUUUAUGAAUCUGCCCUUGUAUAUGGCGGACGAAAUUUUUCCAGAGGAGGGACCGCAACACUAACCGACUGUGCAGCGCGCGCGCACAGCUUGCACGGAGCCGUUAAACCUCGUCAAAAUUCUCAACUUAAUGCGCCAUUAUGCUUUACUAAAAUGUAACGUAGCGGGUCGCGAAUGGGGGGAAGUGGCUACAUUUUUUUUUCUUUUUUACCCCUUUUUUUCUGUAAUUUGGAAUCUCUCAUAACUAAUUCACAAUUUUUGAGGAAGCAGUUUUGUGCAGUCACCUCUGGUCGGGGAGGGAGGAUUUCAGGAGAGGGUGUCUGUUUCGCAUGAGCUGCAUCGUUUUGGAGAAGCAAAGGCACAGAGGAGGGGGAAUCAUGAGUGCACCUGAGGCACCUAAACCUGCAAAGGAACAAGCAGAUGUGGGGAGUGUAGUCACCGAAGCUCCAGCUAAGAGUUCCAGCCCACCGCCCGUUGUCGUGAAAAAGGAGCCAGGAACCUCUGAGACGAGCAACGGAAAAGUCGGGGAUCUCAAUCCGGCAGAGAUCUGCGUUGUGAUUGGAGGAAAUGACAGAGGAUCAAACGGAGGGGGACCUCGCAGAGCUCAGGCCGAGGGUAUGUUUGCCCUUGGCACUCCUCCUCCAACGAAGAGCACAGACUCAUGCAUAGGUUCAUAUGUAUGUGCAGUAUGUGGCAAGAAGUACAAGUACUACAACUGCUUUCAGACACAUGUGAGGGCACACAGAGAAUCCGAGAGCAUGGUUGGAGAUGGUCUACCUCAGACACCCAACAAUCAGUGGUCCUCUUCCCUAUGCAGAAAAGUGGCCCCAAUGCAUGAUGUUUCCGCUCCUAUGCUUCACAGUAGCUUCCGUUACUCCUGUGACAUCUGUGGAAAGAAGUACAAGUACUACAGCUGCUUCCAGGAGCAUCGUGACCUGCAUGCUGUUGAUGAUCCAUACGCACAGGUGGUGUUACCCGUAGAUGGCCUUAAAGAGGAGGAGCCAGUUGAGCCCUACCAGAAAAUUGGCCCCAAAACUGGCUGCUAUGUGUGUGAGUUUUGUGGGAAGCAGUACAAAUAUUUUAACCCUUACCAAGAACACGUUGCUCUUCACACACCAAUGAACAGCCCAUUCAGGCGGAAACUGGAGAGUGCAAUCCAGUCUAGUCUGGUUGACACAAACAGUUCACAGAACUCAAGCGAGCCCUACACAUGUGGUGCCUGUGGCAUCCAGUUCCAGUUCUACAACAACCUGCUGGAGCACAUGCAGUCGCACGCCGCUGAUAAUGAAAACCACACCAAGGGGGACUCCCCCAAAGCCUCCUCAGCCUCUGGUCCUCAGGAGCAGCUGUGGAGAGUCUCCCAACCUCAGGCCCUUCCCUCAGUUAAAAUACAAAUCCAGCCUCAAAGUAUAACCCAGAGAAACCAUGCUCUCAGCCAGAAUAAUGGCCUUCCCGAGAAGGAGCGUCAGCAGGUGGCUGAGCGUCUGCUCCGAGUCAUGUGCACAGAUCUGAGCAUGCUCAAUGUGCUCAACAGCAAGGACUUCCUGAAGCUGGCACAAACCCUUGUAGAUACAGGCGCUCGCCAUGGCGCCUACUCCACCCGUGACGCUCUGGGCAACAUGAGCGCCCUGGCUCUGCGCCAGCUGCCCCGCAUGUACAACCAAGUGAAGGUCAAGGUCACCUGCGCUCUGGGCUCCAACGCCUCCCUUGGCAUCGCGGUAACCUGCCACUCCCAGACAUCUGGGCCCGAUGCUUGCUACGUUCUCACGGCCUACCAGGUGGAGGGGUCCAAGCUGAAACGCUAUGUGCUCGGCGUGAGAGAAGCUGAGCUGAGGGAGGGGCCCGAGCAGGUCCACCACUGGGUGCAGAACGUGCUGUCUGAGUUCGUCAUGUCAGACAUACGCACGGUGUACGUCUCCGAGCCGCGGCUGUGGGCGGCAGGAUUCGCUGGAUCGCCCCUGGGAGGCGGCGGACGGGGGAGGAUAUGCCUGCGGUGUGCAGGGUGCUCGCUCGGCGCCGUGGUUCAGGCCGUUCUCGGAAAGCGCAGCCUCCAGGCGCGAGGCCUUCACGAGUUAGCCGAGCUGCUCUCAACGUGCCGAGAUAUCGCCUCGUCCACCACGCUGUCGCUUCGCGAGGAGCCGUUUUUGAACACGUCCACAAGCACAACCGAGGACGGCGCACAAGGCACCGCCGCACAAUGCCCCACCCCUCCCUGCUGGGAUCGCAUGGCCGAAGCUCUGCUGCAGGUCCACUCGCACUUCGAGCACAUCUGUGAGGCUUACGGCCGCAGCAAGGCCACGGCUCCUCUGCUGCAGGGCCUCAACAAGCAUCUGCUGAGCACUCUGGCUUGCCUCCUGGCACCUCUGCGGCUGGCGGCUCUGGAGCUGAGCAGCCAGAGGAGGCCCACCUUACAGCUGGUGCUGCCCGUCUACCUGCGCUUGGAGAAGUUUUUUACGUCUAAAGCCGGAGAGGCCGGAACCGGAACGGCCAGCAAGCUCUGCCAUUAUUUCCUUGAAGCGCUCAAGGAAAACUUCAAGGUAGAACGAGCUCACCAGGUGGCCAUGGUCCUGGACCCUCAGCUCAAGCUGCGUUCCGUUCCGGCCUAUCAGCACGAAGACAUCAUUUCACGCGCGUGUGACAUGGCUGCUGAAAGCAGGGAUGGAGGUAUGAGCGGAGCUGGAGGUUCAGCUGGCGAGGAGAGGGACACCGACGGCCCACCUGUCUCUAAAAUCAGCCGCAUAGAGGGGAACGGAAAGGACAGCGGCGUCCCGAGGGGCCCGGUUCCCGGUACCGAUGAGGGCAAAGGCCAAAUCAGACAAGAGAUUUUUAAGUACCUGGCUGAGCCUCUUGUCCAAGGUACCCCCGAUUUGUUUCAGUUCUGGAGCUCGACCGUGAGCGAGAAGUUCCCCAGGCUGGCACGCCUGGCGCUGUGGCUCCUCGCCGUCCCCGCCAUGGGCAUUCGAAGCGAGUGCGUGACUGUGUGCGAGCAGAGCCUGGCCAUGAAGAGGAGGCAGCAGGUCACUGCCGAGGAAAUGAACAAGCUUAUAUUCCUGCGCUCUAACAUGGGUUAGAAGAACAUCCCGGAGAAACCAAACUUUCACCCAAUUACUGAAGACUCUUUACUCAUAAACUGUAGUUUUAGACGAACUGUAAACAUAUGCGUGUAGAAAACCUGAUUACUUCUCAAGACAGACGUUUCCAGAAAACCUCACAUUGUAAAGGUCUGACCACCUUUCAAACAUUAUCGCUUAUUUUCUAUAGAGAUUGGACUUUUGUAAAGCACCUUGAACAGGUAGCAGGGGCGGAACGGUAACUGUCACAAGUGCAGGUAAUCCUGUCUGGUACGCCGUCUUUUGUUUGGGACUUUCACACGGAAACGGAACGAGUUUGACCUCAUCACAGUCAGUGAACUGAAACACUUAUCAGUCUACCAGUGAAACUGCUCGAAGGCUACAAUGCUGUUAUUCUGUUGUUGACAACAUUUUCAGGUAAAGUCAGCGUUCACUGUUUGAAUCUGCUGCCACACACACAAACGCUUCAUCCGAGACGGACUGAGAGUUUGACACUGUGUGUGACAAAAGACUCAAGCUGUGGAUUUUCACUGCCAUUGCACCUCUUUACAAGUAACUGCACUAGGUUUCUGAGUUACACAAAUCGCUAAACAGAAAAAAAUGUUCGACAUGAUCAGCCUCGAGCGACUAAAGCUCAUUUCAGAUGAUUUGAUGGUUAUUUCAGAGGCCUCAAAGAUGUAGCUUUGGAUCAAUUGCAUGCACUGCAUGCAAGUCUUGCACAAAAAAGUUAAAAAAAUAUGAAGUUCAAUACUUUUUAGCUUUCACUUUUUUGUUUAUUCACAAAUAUUUUUGCUACACGUGCAAAGAGGAAAUCAAUACGUGAUUAUUCAUCCAUCUAACUGUACGGAUCACUGGUAGAUGAUUUUACAUAAAAACAAAACAUUGUGAGUAUAAACUAACGUGGAUGCUAAAGAGGUUCAAUGAGGCUAUUCUGAAAAGUUCUUUAUUUUUGUUAAACAAUUAUCUGUAGUUAUCAUUCCCCUCCAUUUGUGCCGUUUGAUUAAGAUAAAUAAUAUUUAACCCCAAACAGUUCAAUUUUUGCAAAAUUGUGAAUAUUAUUUUGCUUAAUUUUGCAAUUUUUUUUAUUGCAAGCAUUCAUUUUCGAACAUUUUUUCUUAUUUAAAGUGAUCAUUAAAAGGAGAAAAAACACCCAAAAGCAAGUAUUGCAGAAAUAGUAACUAAUGUUUCCUAAUUCCAGUUGCAGCAUCGUCUUCCUCACGCGCGCGACACAUUUCCAUUUUUAAGGCAAUAAGCUUUAAAUGAAUCCCUACUUUCACCUGACUGUUUCUCACCAUACUCCUGCAGUUCAAUUACCCACCGGAAUAUUUAUAUUUUACGUCUGGAAAAAGUUAAAAAAGAAAAAAAAAAAAAACUGACGGGAUAUUCUCAGGAAUGAGCACAUUCAAGCAGGCACCGCCACUUUUAACUCACUGUACCCAAACGAAACCAAACGGACCUCAGCGCCGAGGUGUAAACCCCAACUAUGGCUUUUAGGAAACCUUCCACCCCACAAUGCAGUUCUGCAACAGACGAGGGGACACAUUAGUCAAGCACAGGCGUACUCCUCAAAUCAGGUUCGUGCGCAGAUUUUGAACUGGUUAGAUCUGUUGCCUUUGGUUCUAGCUGGUGACGUGCUUGGUCUGUUUUUCGAGCCUUAAGUCUUUGUUUUCUCGCGCUCCACUCUGCAGUUGAAGCCGACGCCAUGCCUUUUUGCUUUGUUUCGUAGCUCAAAGCCUUCUGUUGGCAGUUCCACGUGAACUUCCAGAGACUGAAGACGGUGUCCUCUCAUACACGCCAUCGUGUAGUGCUUUUGCCGCGUCGUGGCCAGUACUGACUCCCCAACCCCAAAUGUUCGCUCCAUAAACACUGUCAUGUUAUUUUUUUUUUGAGUCUGCUGAGAGCAUUUUGCUGCAAAAUUGCUUCUUAAUCCGAAAGGCUGCAGCGUGAUACCGUUUUAUUUAUUUAUUUUGCUGUCAACCACACACACAAACACCUCUUAAUCUGACAUUGAAGUGAAUUUUCAUAUAAAAACAUCAGUUUGGUUUUGACAGGGCCAAAAAUAUUACUUUUUUGCUCAUCUUUAGGCUCUGGUGCGACCUGAUGUCAUUUCAGAAGAAGCAUGUUCGUUUUUAUUUAAAGGUACAUUUUCAGAGUGACACUUAAGCUAUUUUAUUUAGAAAACCUCAUAGUGUUGAAUACAUCUUCUUGACUGAAUUGCUGUUUAAAAACUAACUUUUAAUCAUAUUUUUAGAAAAAAAAGGGAAAGGGAAUAAUUAACUGUAAACAAAAGGAAGUUGACAAAAACUUCUUUGCUUAAAUCACCUACGUUAUUUCUUCAAGAAAACCACUAAAACAAUGAAAAUAUAAAUCAAAAGUGUCUAUUGGUCUCAAAUAAUACCUCUAACCGUUCAACACAUUUAAAAAAAAAUCAUUUUUCCUCUUAACAGCAUCAUCUGUUUUUCGUUUUGGUGAAACGACUGAACUAAAAUGACUGUAAACUGUAACGAAAUCGUCCGAUGUUUUACCUCAAUACCCACAAGGCAGUGUUGUAAUAGAAAGACGGAGGGAAUCAGUUGGUCUAGUCUAAAUACUGUAUACUACUAUUAGCAAAGGACCCUCAGCUGAAGCGAUGAAGGGAUUUCUCUCACUGUUUUUAACUUAAGUAUUUUCAAUAGGAUACGCUCUGGGACAAAACGCCAUCGUUGACAUGAUAAUGUCAAUUUACUUACAAACAGCAUUCUUUUCUCUUUUUUUUUUUGUUAAAAUGAAAACUAUAUAUCUAAGAUAUGCAUGCUUUUAAUAAAAGUUCUGAUAUAUAACGUCAUAAGCCAGUGUUUCUCAUCAACAUGGAAAUGUAUCAUAUUGGCUUCGAGGUGAUGCUACUUCACAACACUAAUUUAGCAGUCAGGUAACUGAACUUUGACCCUGCGAGGUGAGAGUAGCUGCCAGGCCGGUCGUCGGCGGGUUGACGUCAUCCGUUUCCAGAGGAUCUAUCAUGUAAAUAGAGGAGUACUGCUGUUUUUAUGCCACAAGGGGGCAACCUUCAUUUCAGAGUUCAAAAGUAGGGAGCACCAAUAACAUUUUACCUCUUUUUUCUACAGUAGCAUUUCAAAGGGUUUUGAUAUAAUAGAAAACGUCAACUUAGAUACUGUUACUAGAAAACUGAAUUCAGCUGUAAGUUGUAUUUUUUUCUUUCAGGAUUUUAACUUAUUCAGACAAAAGCUCAGUUGUAAAGUGUUGUAAACGAAAGCUAACAUGGGGAUCUUUUCUGUUCUACUAGUACUAUUAAUUCAGGUUAACCAACUUGGUGUUGCUUUCAUCCUAUUUUACUGGCAUUUCUUCCUUUUUAUACUCUGCUGAAAUGAAAAGACUCUGUAGGAUUUGUUGUUUUAUUAUUAUUUUUGUCUUUUUACCGCACUUUGGCAGCAGAUUCCUGUGUAGAUCCAGAUCUGAGUUGACUUAUUAGUAAACCUAAUUUAUACUUUUGUAGCAACACUAUUUUUAUAUAAUGGCAAAGAAAAGGAUCAGUGUCUUUUUUUUUUUUUUUUUGUUCUCUUUAUUUUUCUGUGUCAGAUAUGACAACGCUGUUCAAUGUUUCUUGAAUACAUUACCCACUGUAGUAUGUUAUGUGUGAAUAAACUCCAAAUUUGUGUCAA